AUGAGUUACUCCGAAGAUGAACAUAAUUCCUCUGAUGAGCAAAGCUCUUCCGAAGAAGAGGAAGAACAAAGAAAUGAAAUUCGCGAGGACUUAAAGUCCAUGUCCUUUGAAGAAAUCAUGAAAUUGAAAGAGGAACUUGGUGCUAAAAUCUAUAAAGAAGCUGUCCUCGGCAUUGAUAGCAGUAAACUUGAGAAACCCAAAAAGGAAGCUAAAGAUUUUAAACGUCUUAACAAAAAUCGUCCCCGCGAAAUGACAGCAAAACGACAGGUACCAUUUUUGGGCGCAGAAAUGCGCACCAAACGCAAAAAGGAUAAUGAAAUACGUGAUCCCAGAUUUGAUGAACGUGCCGGGGAAUAUGAUGUGAAGAAGUUCAAAGAAAAUUAUAAAUUUGUAAGUGAAAUUCGAGAAAAAGAAGUGGUGCAAUUAAAGGAAGUCCUAAGUAAGACCACCGAUGAGGAUGAACGUCGUGAACUUAAGAAAACCAUACAGAGAUUAAUCAACAAGAAUGUGGAGGAGAAGAAAUGGCAUCAGAAACAACAGCAGCUUAAGGAGGAGCAAAGUGAAAUACAAAAGGCCAUUGCCGAGGGUAGACAACCGCAUUUCAUAACCAAGAAGGAACGACGAACCAAGGAAUUGGUGGCACAAUUCGAAGAGUUGAAAGAAAAAGGCAAACUGGCUAAACAUUUGGAGAAACGUCGCAAAAAGAAUGCCGCCAAGGAUCGUAAAAGAAUUGGCUUUGAUUAGAAUCUAAUUUAAAAAUAAUAUUUUUU
Musca vetustissima is the source of this 770-nucleotide messenger RNA. RefSeq names its product ribosomal RNA processing protein 36 homolog. The transcript is spliced from 3 exons. The coding region runs from base 1 to 744 and encodes 247 amino acids. The record is from RefSeq and is a predicted model, not a curated record. Lineage: Eukaryota; Metazoa; Arthropoda; Insecta; Diptera; Muscidae. Gene Ontology annotation, cellular component: 90S preribosome; nucleolus. Gene Ontology annotation, biological process: maturation of SSU-rRNA from tricistronic rRNA transcript (SSU-rRNA, 5.8S rRNA, LSU-rRNA).